Molecule: messenger RNA, 1482 nt
Organism: Aspergillus bombycis
Lineage: Eukaryota; Fungi; Ascomycota; Eurotiomycetes; Eurotiales; Aspergillaceae
Exons: 1
Coding region: 1-1482 (493 amino acids)
Molecular function (GO): acyltransferase activity, transferring groups other than amino-acyl groups
Source: RefSeq, a predicted model, not a curated record
AUGUCUGGUUUUCCAGUAACGACUCUUGCCACGCACAAAGUGCAAUGUGCAGAUAUGCGCAGUCUUGCCCAGGUUCCAUGUCCUUUUCCACUUGGGCCUUUCGACCACUUGCUGCCGCCGUUUGCCACAAUCGCGGUCGUCUUUGUAUGGAGGAAACCGCUUGGGACUGAUACCGCUGCUGGUGGCCCAAUCAUUGCAUUUGACCUUCUGCACUUGGCGCUUUCUCGGUUACUGGACUUCUACCCACAUCUGACCGGUCGAGUGCGUAUUAAUGCUAAGGAUGGAAGCACCGAAAUCUAUCAACUGGGUGAGGGUGCAGAGUUACAUAGCGCGGUAUGUGAAUCGCCACUCCGUCAAGACGUGGUGCAGCUGGCCCCGGAUGAUAUGCCAGGAGAGGGCAAGGCACUGCUUGCAGGAUAUAGUGGCACACCGGAGGGCUUUCCCAAUGAGCCAAUCCUGAGCAUUCAACAUACGCGAUUCGGGUGUGGUUCAGUCUCACUAGGUGUGCGUUUAAACCACACUGUCGGCGACGCGCAUGGCUUUUCGCAACUGAUGGAAGAUCUCGCCGAGAUUUACCGCGAAUUGCGCACAGCAAUGCGAAUGAGCUCACCGUUGGAAGAUGUGCAGCUGCAGCAACUGCCCUGCAUCACAUCUUACCUAUCUGAUUUUGAGUUAGGUCCGCGGGAAUCUGAGAUAGCAUUGAACACAAAGCCGGCUGAUUAUCACGUCGAACAAACACCAACUAUGAUGGACUUUAAGUCUAACAAGCUUGUCACCGGAAAGUUGCUACAUUUCACCCGAGGUGAACUCCUCGCCUUGAAAAAUGCCGCAAGUAGCUGCCAGUGGGUUUCAACGUUCGAAGCACUCUCGGCACACCUCUGGCUGAGCGUUCAACGCGCACGAAUUCAUCAUCAAAAUUUAAGCAAGACGGCUGUAGAUGUCUGUGAUGAUACUGCAGAUCUUCUCACAUCACUUGACUGGAGAUCACGAACACGGCUGAAUCUUCUACCGAGAUACUUCCCGAAUGCAGUAUCAGAGCCUCAUAUAACAUUAUCACUCAACAAGCUUUCCGAUGAUUCGUUACCGCAAACCGCACAAAUAAUCCAUGAGACGCUACGAGCAAAAACGCCGGCAGAUCAAUAUGAAACCUUAUUAUGGGUCAUGGCGCAGCCGAACAAGAGCAAUAUCAGUCUACGGUUCCGGUUCAACGAUAAAAGCUUCAUUAUAAGCCAGUGGAAUAAGCUCAACAUGUACGGGAUUCAUUUUGACACCGACACGCAGGGCAACUGUAUACUUCCUGACAGGGUGUGGCCCCCUUUUACGGAGGCUUCAUUAGUAGACGGCCUUGCUUAUUUUCUACCAACUAAAUGCAAGGCGAGCACUGGCAUCCACGACUCUGACAUAGAGGUUGCCUUGUCACUGCAUGACCCACUUUGGGCCAUUCUUGAAAACGACACGCACUUUCGGAAAUUCCGUGAAUAA